Molecule: messenger RNA, 879 nt
Organism: Mya arenaria
Lineage: Eukaryota; Metazoa; Mollusca; Bivalvia; Myida; Myidae
Exons: 4
Coding region: 210-644 (144 amino acids)
Source: RefSeq, a predicted model, not a curated record
UUCUGUACUUCACGAUGUAACUACCUUCACGACCAUUUAUUCAUUUCUGCAGAAUACUAUUUAAUACCAAGAGUUUCCAAGAGACGGGUAUUUUCAGUUUCACUUUGCUUUGGUUUCAUUUUGGUUAUCUUUGAAAAAAACCAACGUUGAGGGUAUACAUUAAAGAACACCAGCUUAUAAACCUUCUGGACACUAACAACAACGACAACAUGGACUAUUUAAAGAUUAUGAAGACAGUAGAAACCCUGUCAAUUUUCGUCGCCAUCAUUUUGGUCACGUGGUCAUCAGGGGAUGGUGCCCCGCAAUGGCGCCCACAGGGCAGGUUUGGCAAGCGCUUCAGUAGCUCAAGAUCCAGCGAUAUCAUGGCGGCACUAUCCUCAAAUACUUUUCCAGACAGCGAUGAACAGCUAGAGCCAUAUUUCAUGGACAAUUCAGACAUAGACUUUGUUAACAGCAAUACAUUUGAAAACAUGUUUGGAUCAAAUUCACAAAACGGGCGCCCUUCCUCCGUGCCCUCGGGCUUUUCAUCUCGAUUGCCCUUCGUCAGCUCCCGAAUAUGCAUAGAAACAUCAUUACCAGGAGUCUUUAAAUGUCAUAGGAAGGGCCAAACAGAAAGUACAAUGGUCACGUUACAAGACGAUUGAUCAUCAUCCUUGGCGCCAUGGACAAGCGCGUUACCAUGGCACCUGGAGCAAGCGCGUUACCAAUGCUCGUAUCGAGAAUUACAAGACCACCACCUCGAGAACCGUUACCAUCGCUACAAUAGACAAUAACUCUACAUAAAAAACAUUUCUAGAACAAUGUUGUUUCGAUUAUCGAACUAGGAAUUAAAAAUGAUGAAUUGAUAAUUUGUACUUGAAUAAAAAUACAUUAAAAAUU